CUUGUGCCUUAUUUUAACAUCACAGCAAAAGGGUAAAUAGAUUUAAACCUCGGAGAAGGGAAUGGCAAGGAUCUCUGUUAAAUGUUUUAAGGUUGCAGGUUAAGUUAUACUAUUUAGAUUUGAAUUCUCUUUGUAUUUUAUUUUCCUUUUCCAAAAAAGCGCUUCAUUUUCUUUUCGCAUCAUUUUCUCACAAAAGCACACUCCAUUCCAAUGCGCUCCAUCACGGGAUUUACGCGCCCCUGCUUGUCUCCCCCUUAAAGCAUCUGUCACUACGCGGGCAGAGACAAAACAAGUGAAGAAGAAAAGGCAUGAAUACCAUGAUUGCAGAAAUUAGAAAAAACAAUACGGUAGCUAGCUAUCCUCAAGCCGAAGUGGCGAUUUACCCUGACUCACCCGUCUCCUCAGCACCGGAAAACGGGCAGCUCUUCAUACGAAGUGUCGCGUCCAGGAGGGACACACAGACGACCACCGGUAGUGCCAACCCGGAGGAAGGCAGCACCCAACCCCUGGUAUCUUCAGCCACUGCUGCCCCGUCUUGCACCAUGACAUCGGGCGAAUUCAUGCAAUCUACUCCCCUCUUUGUCCCGAGAUCUAAGAAGAACCUAUUUUAUAAGAUAUUGUGUUUCAUGUUGCUCGUUCUCCAGGGUGGCAUCUUGGAUUUCUACCUCAUUAUAUUCACUGAUUUGUACUGGUGCUCCUGGAUAGCAACGGACCUUGUAGUUAUAUCAGGCUGGGGGAUUUUCUUCAUUAAAAACGCAAGGAGUAAGCGAGAGCGGGCUUGUGGUUUUCAUCAGAAGAGCUCGAUUUUUGGCUGCAAUCUUGGGGAGUUCACGUUCGCCUAUUUGGCAUGGCUCAUUUACGUGAUUGCGUGCACUCCGAAAGUGGUACUCAUCUUGGAGACCUCCAUUCUAGAUCUGAUUGUGCUCAAAGUGCCAUUUGGCAUCACCGGAUUCAAGAUAACCAUGUUGCUCACGGCGCCUUUGCUUUUCUGUCUCAUCAAUUCAGUUAUAGAGGAUCCAAAUGGCGCGAUUCGGUACCAUUCCCAAAGUUGCUUUAUGACCACAUGUAUAGACGUGCUGGACAGUUUCACCCUCGUCGAGUUGCUCCUUAAAAACGAGAUUCCCAACGUAUAUUUGAAAUAUACCGUGAUAUCCGUGUAUUUCGUCGCACUAGGCGUACCAGUUCUAUGGCUUUACGAGCUAACGGCCUCAAGGAUGCACUGCCGCUGGAUUUGGGCGAGGUUCUUCACAAGCGUUGUGGUCAAUGCACCGUUGUUGGUGUGAGAACUGUCCGGAGAUUCGCACGUGGAGGCAACCCAGCCCAAUUCUCCCACUGCGUCUCGGAGAACGACAUGUGCCCACACG
Molecule: messenger RNA, 1364 nt
Organism: Electrophorus electricus (electric eel)
Lineage: Eukaryota; Metazoa; Chordata; Actinopteri; Gymnotiformes; Gymnotidae
Source: RefSeq, a predicted model, not a curated record